Molecule: messenger RNA, 4710 nt
Organism: Toxorhynchites rutilus septentrionalis
Lineage: Eukaryota; Metazoa; Arthropoda; Insecta; Diptera; Culicidae
Gene: DNApol-alpha180
Product: DNA polymerase alpha catalytic subunit
Exons: 7
Coding region: 135-4613 (1492 amino acids)
Biological process (GO): leading strand elongation; mitotic DNA replication initiation; lagging strand elongation
Cellular component (GO): alpha DNA polymerase:primase complex
Molecular function (GO): DNA replication origin binding; DNA-directed DNA polymerase activity; chromatin binding
Source: RefSeq, a predicted model, not a curated record
UUGGCGCCAAACAAACAGAAGUGGACAGAGAGAGCAUUCGUGAAAUACCGUGUUUUGUUGAGGCGAAUACAAAUUUUUGCGUGAUUUAUCCCUAAAUUAAAUUGUGUGAAUUGAGAGCAUAACACAUUGCCACCAUGGCUGAAUCUCCGGGUUCAGAACAGCGCAGCAAACGGCGACGGAUUGAUAAACAUGGCCGUUUUGCGGCCCUGGAAAGACUCAAGAAUCUGAAAACGGCCGGCACCAAAAAUAAGUACGAAGUGGACGAGAUCAAAAAUGUGUACGACGAGGUGGAUGAGUCCGAGUACGCGAAAAUAGUGAACGAUCGCGCGCGGGAUGAUUUUGUCGAGGACGAUGACGGUACCGGGUAUGGAUAUGUUGAAAAUGGUCGCGAAAUAUUCGACGAAGAUGAACUGGAAGAGCAGGGACCGAGUCGGAACAAGGAGAAAUCCAAAAAGGGUAAAAAGCGGGGACGAGAAGAGUCGGCUCGGGUGCCCGGAAGGAAAUCGCUUAAAAAUUUCUUCAACAAGGAGCACGAAUCGAACGUGAAAAUUGCUGACGAUAAAAUUCUUGCGGAUAUUUUGAACGAGAUCAAGUCUGAAUCGGCAAGUGAUACAACGACAGCGGGAGCGAAUUCAAGGAAGGAGAUUAAACCAAUGCAAAUGACACCGAAACCGAAACCGGUUGACACAGAAGAAGAGAUGCGAAGAUAUAUGGAAAACUUUAGCAAAAAUAUUAAGAAAACGGAAGAAGUGGUCGAAGAGAACGAUAGCGAUGAGGAAAUGCUGAAUCGAGUUCUCAAGCAAAGUUCAAGCACUAAUAAAUCGAAAGUUAAUCAAAUCAAGAAGGUGGCAGCUAAAAAGCAGGAAAUUCCGGAAGUCAAACACAUGCCUAUUGAAACGAUAACCAAAGUAGAAGUGAAAACGGAACCACCACCAGAUGAGACUAGCUUUUCCGAUCAUUCUCCAAUUUCAAUCUCCGAAUUCAUGGACGAUGACUUUGAUCUGACCGCGGCAGAGGUUGAGUCUCAGGUGACUCAGAAACAACCGAUGGAUCCGGUAAAAGAAGAGAUCACAACCGAUUCCGCGAAACUUCUCAGUGGAUGGGGAAACAUUUGUGCGUCGGAGUUGGAGGAUGACAUGGAUGCAUCCGUCUUGGAAGGUGCGACUCCCCAGAACAGCGAUGAGACUAUCCGGUUCUGGUUUUGGGACGCUUGGACUGAUCCGGCGAAGUGUCAGGGAGAAAUCUACAUUUUCGGAAAGGCGGCCACGGGCAAGAAACCGAACGAGUUUCAGUCGGUUUGUGUGCACGUGCAAAAUGUGGAUCGUUGCAUGUAUUUGUUGGCCAGAGAAAAGGAGUUGGAUUUACCUAGUGGAACGGAAACGGAUAAGGAAGUCAGUAUGUUGGAUGUAUACAACGAGUUUUGCGAUGAUAUCAGCUCGAAACUGGGGGUGACUAAAUAUCGGACCAAAGUGGUUACCAAAAAUUUUGCCUAUACCAGUGGAAUGGGUGAGCUGCUGAUACCCACUCAAAGCGAGUAUUUGGAGGUUCGUUAUAGCGCAAAGUUGUCAGCGCCAGCACCGGACGGUAAGUAUCGCACCGUUUCCCACAUCUUUGGUACGAAUACCAACAUCGUGGAGCAGUUUCUAUUGGAGCGAAAAGUGAAGGGUCCAUGUUGGAUGGAUCUGAAGAACUUCAAGAAAAAUACAAGUCCCGCUAGUCACUGUAAGGUGGAAUACAUCGUCCCGGACAUCAACUGCAUAAGCGUGGCCCAAGAUGCAUCCACAGUGGCACCGCCCCCGUUGAUUGCAUGUGCGAUUAACUUCAGAAGCAUUCUGAACAAGGGAACCAACGAAAUAGCCAUGAUUUCGGUUCUAGUCCACGAUCGGUUCCCCUUGAACAAACCACCACCGAAUCCUCCCUUCAAUAGGCACUUUUGCGGAGUGGCCAGACCGACGGGCACUUCUUGGCCUCACGAUUUCGACCCGAGCGACCCGAAAAUCAACACAAAAGUGACCAAAUGUGAAAACGAGCGAACCCUACUGAACUGGUUCCUCUCGAUGUAUGGCACCAUUGAUCCGGAUUUGAUAGUGACCCAUGACGCGUAUGAUUUCCAGCUGGAUUUAAUUUGCCAGCGUUUGAUGGCGAUCAAAAUUCCGCAGUGGGCCCGAAUCGGACGGUUGAAGAUGAAGACUCCUUCCAGCCGAAGGGUGGACGACUUUUUCGUUGGGCGGAUGAUUUGCGAUGUAAAAACGUCGGCAGAGGAACUGAUCAAAUCACGCAGUUAUGAUUUGAAAACGCUUUGCGCGGAAGUGUUGAAAAUUCAGGACGGAGAACGAAGGGAUGUUCUGCUGGAUGACAUUCCGGGGAUGUAUGAGAAAUCGGCGGAUUUGAAACAGCUGAUUGGCUUGACUAUGCAGGAUAAUUUCUACACAAUGCGGCUGAUGUGCGAGUUGAAUGUGUUGCCAUUAGCGUUGCAGAUCACUCAGAUUGCGGGGAAUUUGAUGAAUCGCACGUUACAUGGCGGUCGUGCGGAGAGAAAUGAGUUUCUGCUGCUCCACGCUUUCAACGAAAAAGAUUACAUAAUGCCUGAUAAGGCCCCGAAGGCUGGUCCAGGGUUCACCCAGGAAGGCGGUGAAGCAAACGAUCGACGCAAACCUAAAAGCAAAGCCGCUUACGCCGGAGGCUUAGUGUUGGAACCGAUAAAGGGUUUUUACGAUAAAUUUAUCCUACUGAUGGACUUCAAUUCGCUGUAUCCAAGCAUCAUCCAAGAGUACAACAUCUGUUUCACGACGGUCUUGCCACCGGCAGACGGAGAGGACGAGAGCGGUGCCAUCAUUGUGCAAACCGAUGAAAUGGGAAUUCUUCCACGGCAGAUCCGCAAGCUGGUGGAGAGUCGUAAAGCGGUGAAGCAGCUGAUGAAGGCAUCCGGUCUGGAACCGGAGCUUAAAAUGCAGUACAACAUCCGCCAGAUGGCGCUCAAACUCACGGCGAAUUCGCUGUAUGGAUGUUUGGGAUAUACGCGAUCACGAUUCUACGCGCAGCAUCUGGCAGCGUUAAUCACCCAGAAAGGGCGAGAGAUUCUGAUGAACACCAAGAGCAUUGUGGAGAAGAUGAAUUAUCAGGUCAUCUACGGCGACACGGACAGUAUAAUGAUCAACACCAACAGCACCGAUUACGAGCAGGUGUCCAAAAUAGGUUCCAACAUAAAACAGUUUGUUAACAAAACCUACAAAUGUCUCGAGCUGGACGUCGACGGCAUCUACAAAUACCUCCUGCUGCUAAAGAAGAAAAAGUACGCGGCUGUCACAAUCGCGAAAGUGGGCGAAGAAUACAAAUGCACACAAGAGCUCAAAGGUUUGGAUAUAGUGCGUCGCGAUUGGUCCAAAAUAGCGGUGAUUGCCGGUAAUUUCGUUCUCCAUGAAAUUCUGUCCGACAAACCGAUGGACGAACGAAUCGAAAAUAUCCACACGAAGCUGGAGAAGCUGAAGGAUGACCUAAUGAAUGGCACAACAUUCCCUUCGCUCCUGGAGAUCACGAAACAGCUAACGAAACCACUGCACGAGUACUCGGAUGCAUCCCUACUGCCGCACGUGGCGGUAGCUUUGCGCAUGAAUAAGCAACGAAAUCGUAACUUCAAACGGGGUGACGUCGUGGGAUACAUCAUUUGCGAAGACGGAACUUCCGCUGCGGCGAUGAAACGAGCUUAUCACAUAGACGAGCUUAAGGAUCCAGCAAACAAGGACAAGCUGAAGCCAGACGUUGAGUACUAUCUGUCACAACAGAUCUUUCCGGUUGUCUUUCGCAUCUGUGAACCGUUGGAGGGAACGGAUGCGUGCCGUUUAUCCGUGUGUUUGGGAUUAGAUCCGAAAAAGUUCCAAAACCUAGGAAUGAAAGCCGGUGAUAGGGAACAUGCCGAUGGGGAUGCUGUUCAGAAGUCCAUCUCCCAGAAAUAUCGCUUGUGUCAUCGCUUUGAUUUCACUUGUGUCACCUGUAGCACUAAGAAUCCGGUUGCCAGUGGCUUCCGGAAGGAUAGUGGAAAACAUAAAUCCGUGUUCGAGAAGUGCGCGAAUGAAAGCUGCACUGUUCUUCCACAGCAGUACCUGCCAGCGAUUGUAAACGAGCUGACGCUUGCAAUUCGGGCGGAUGUGAAGCGAUUCUAUCAACGAUGGAUGGUCUGCGAUAAUCCCAUCUGCAAUCAGAAUACGAGGCUGUAUUCACAGGUUGCCACCAAAAAUAACCCCCACUGCUUGCAUUGUCUGAAUGGUUUACUCGUGCAGCAGUAUUCCGAGUCCGAUCUCUACCUUCAACUGAACUAUUACAAUUUCAUGUUCGACCUGAGCCAUUAUGACAGCAAAAUCACGAGGCUACUUCCGCCGGAUCUGCGUAACAUGUACACCGCGCUGAAAGCAAUCGUGGAUCGGUUCCUGUCGCGCUCGAAAUAUGCCACCGUCAAGCUGUCCACGUUGUACCUUAACUACGCGAUUAAUCCAAACUCUCGUCAGCCCAAAAUUUACCCGGUGAAGGAACUGGCCGCCACAAUCGGGACCAAAGAAAAGGUCUCACUGGCGGGAAGUGGGCAAAUUAGAUGGGAGCAAUAUCUUAACUACGACUAAAAUGGAGCAGAUGGCGUCUACUUCUAUCAUAUUAAUUAUUUUCGAUUCAAAUCGUUAACAAUAAACCCAAUGCAAAGUAAAAUUAUCUAUCGUCAAA